AUGCAAAUCGUUUCUUCGUUGAUCCUUGUAACAGCAGCAGCAGCUGGGCUGCUUAUGACUCCUGUCAAUGCUUGCGAACCUUACAAAAAGCAUACCAUCAAGGCAAAAGGCAUUGAAGCUUCCUUUAUUGAAUAUGGUGCCACCAUCACUAAUCUAUGGGUCAAUGACAAGGAUGGUGUUCCAAGAGACAUUGUCCUCGGUUGGGAUGAUACCAAACAAUACAAUCUUCAAGCUGGUUUGCCCGGGUUUUUGGGAGCUGUCGUGGGUCGCUAUGCCAACCGUAUUGCCAAUGGCACCUUUACUAUUGAUGGGACCGAGUACCAUACACCUUUGAAUGAGAACAAUAUCACAACCUUGCAUGGUGGCGAUAUGGGAUUCAAUCGAUUGAAUUGGACCUUGGUGGAUAAGGGCAAGCAGGAUAUUACUUUUGGAUUGACUUCGGCUAAUGGGGAUGAGGGAUUCCCAGGCACCGUGGAUGUGCGUGUAAAGUACUCCGUAAAUGACAACCAAGAAUGGCAUAUUGAUUAUCAAGGCACCACGGACAAGGAAACCAUCAUGAUGUUGUCGCAACAUACCUAUUGGAAUUUGGAUGCAUUUACUACAUCGGACACGGUCGAUGAUCACGUCUUGUGGAUCCCUGCUGACAAGUAUGUCAAGACCGAUGGAUCAUUGAUCCCCACGGGUGAAUUGGUUGAGGUGGAUGGUACUGCCUUGGAUUUCCAAAAAGAGAAACCUAUUGGACGUGAUCUCAAGGAAGCCAAGGAAUGUGGCUUUGAUUGUGUGGGCUAUGACAAUUGCUUUAUUUUGUCCGAUCCCAAUAAGGAAGAGUAUCAAUUGAAAGCAUAUGCUCCCAGCACAGGCAUUCAAUUAGCUAUCAAGACCGAUCAACCUGCUUUCCAAUUUUAUUCAUGUGGUGGUUUGGAUGGCACUUUGCCCAUUAAAAAGACUCAAGGUCCAGAGGGAAGCAAGAAACAUGCCCACCGCCGACGACAGGAUCAAAAAUACGUUCCUCAAUAUGGAUGCUUUGUCCUGGAGACUGAAGAAUACAUUGAUGGCAUCAACAAUCCCCAAUGGGGCAAGGAACAUAUGGGAUUGCUUAAGCCUGGAGAAGAGUACACCCAACAUGCCGAAUAUCAUUUUAGCAUCCAUCAUUAA
Lichtheimia ornata is the source of this 1155-nucleotide messenger RNA. RefSeq lists its product as uncharacterized. Bases 1 to 1155 code for a protein of 384 amino acids. Lineage: Eukaryota; Fungi; Mucoromycota; Mucoromycetes; Mucorales; Lichtheimiaceae. The record is from RefSeq and is a predicted model, not a curated record. The transcript is spliced from 7 exons. Gene Ontology annotation, molecular function: carbohydrate binding; aldose 1-epimerase activity. Gene Ontology annotation, biological process: beta-D-galactose catabolic process via UDP-galactose, Leloir pathway; glucose metabolic process.